Messenger RNA from Prunus armeniaca (apricot), 468 nucleotides. The record is from the annotation of a GenBank genome assembly. Lineage: Eukaryota; Viridiplantae; Streptophyta; Magnoliopsida; Rosales; Rosaceae.
AUGGUGCCUCGUGCUAGGAGGAUUGGUAGAAUAGUUUACCGAAGGCCCUAUUCGAAGCAUUUUGAUCAAGAGGAAUUUCCACGAGGAUUUAAAAUUUUGAAUUUUGCAUUGUUUUCAAGAGACGGACUUCAGUUAACCGUGGAGCAUAUUGGCCGAUUCACAGCUCAAUGUGCAGAAAUUGGACAUCACGAGGCCUUUAAAUUAAGGCUAUUCCAGAGUACCCUCAAAGGAGCUGCUUUUUCAUGGUAUAUCAAACGUCAUCAGAACUUCGUUCCAAAUUGGCAGACCAGGGAGCAAAUCUUCUAUGAACAAUUUUAUUUGCCGUAUUCAGAGGUUUUGAUGGCCAAUUUGGCUAAGAUGCGCCAAGGAUCAAAUGAGUUAGUCCAAGAAUACUUGGGGAACUUCAUAGAAGUAAGGGCCACAUGUACAGUCAACAUGCCAGAACAUGAGUGUUUGUACCAUGUCUGA